AUCCCGGCGGGCGGCUCGGUUCGGCUCGGCUCGGCUCGGCUCGGUUUGCCCCAGCGCGGCCGGCGUGGCCCCCCCUUGCCGGGCCUCCCCCGUGCCCCGCCCGCCGCUCUCGGCGCCGCCUCCAGUUUCGUUUCCCGGCUGCGGCGGCUCCGGGACGCGGAGCGGCGGGGAAUGGAGCUCCGGGGGUACCAGCGGGAGGCGGCGGCCCCGGCCCUGCGCGGCCGCAACAGCAUCGUGUGGCUGCCCACGGGCGCCGGCAAGACCCGCGUGGCCGUCCACGUCUGCCGGCGACACCUGGAGAGCCGGCGGGGCGCCAAGGUGGCCGUGCUUGUCAACAAGGUGCACCUGGUGGAUCAGCACACCGAGAAGGAGUUCCACGCGCUGCAGGACACCUUCAGGGUGACGUCCAUCAGUGGGGACACCAGCCACAAAACCUUCUUUGCCGACCUGGUGAAGAAGAGCGACGUUGUCAUCUGCACAGCGCAGAUUCUGCAGAACGCCCUGGUCAGCACGGAGGAGGACUUGCACGUGGAGCUGACAGAUUUCUCACUGCUGGUGAUAGACGAGUGCCACCACACGCACAAGGACGCCGUCUACAACAAGAUCAUGCUGAGAUACCUCCAGCGCAAGCUCAGUGGGGAGCAGGACCUGCCACAGGUCCUGGGGCUGACGGCAUCCCCUGGCACUGGAGGGGCAACAUCCUUUGAGGGAGCUGUGGAACACAUCCUGCAGAUCUGUGCCAGCCUGGACACUGAGAAGAUCACAUCAGUGCAGGAUGAGUUGCAGCACCUGCAGAGCCACGUCCCCCAACCCAAGAAGCAGUAUGACCUGUGCCAGGAGAGAGUGCAGGACCCCUUUGGUGAGCAGCUGAAGAAGGUGAUGGUGCAGAUCCAGCAGUUCAUGGAGAAGGCGGAUUUCCCGCAGGACUUCGGCACGCAGAUUUACGAGCAGCGCAUUGUGGAGCUGGAGAAGACAGCUACAGAGAUGUUUUGUCGCAAGACGCGGGUGUGCGCCCUGCACCUGCGCAAGUACAACGACGCCUUGCUGAUCAACGACACCGUGAGGAUGGUCGACGCCUUCCAGUGCCUCGAGCAGUUCUACAGCACCGAGAGGGAUAUGAAGGACCCCACUGAACAGUUCCUCACUGCCACGUUUGAGGAGAACAGGGCGAGCCUGCAGGCACUUGCUGGGGAUCACCGCUAUGAGAACCCCAGGCUGGCCAAGCUGGAGGGGAUCCUGCGUGAGCACUUUCAGCCCCUGGGCACUUCUCGUGGCAUCGUCUUCACCAAGACAAGGCAGAGUGCCCACAGCCUGCUCAGCUGGCUGCAGACCACGGCCACGCUCCGUGGGCAGCACAUCAGGGCUGCCGUCCUCACCGGCACCGGCUACAGCAACCAGACCAGGCACAUGACACAGAAUGAGCAGCAGGAUGUGAUCAAGCAGUUCCGCCAGGGAUCCCUCAACCUGCUCUUCUCCACCAGUGUGGCCGAGGAGGGCCUGGACAUCCCCGAGUGCAACAUCGUGGUCCGCUAUGGGCUGAUGACCAACGAGAUUGCCAUGAUGCAGGCCCGGGGCCGUGCCCGUGCUGAGAACAGUGUCUACUCUGUCCUUGCCAAAGCCAACACCAGGGAGGUGACCCGAGAGCUGCUCAAUGAGGACCUGGUGGAGCUCAUGAAGAGCGCAAUUCAGGCCGUGCAAGCCAUGCCUGAGCAGGAGUACUUCCAAAAGAUCCAGGAGCUGCAGCGGGUGGCCGUGGCCAGCUGGCUGAUGAAGGAGGCCAGGAUCAGCGAGCGGCGGCAGCUGCACGACCCGGCCGCCGUUCGCCUGUACUGCAUCAACUGCAACAGGGCCGUGUGCCAGGGCAGCGACAUCCGCACGGUGGAGGGCAUGCACCACGUCAACAUCAACCCCAAAUUCGGGUCAUAUUACAGAGUUUCCUCUGGGAAAAUACAGUUCCCGAGGACUUUCAAGGACUGGGAGCCCGGCUGCCGCAUUUCCUGCAAAGACUGCAGCCAGGACUGGGGGAUGGAGAUGCUGUACCGGCAGGUGAAGCUGCCUAUCCUCUGCAUCAAAAACUUUGUGGUGGAGACACCAGCAGAGAAGAGGAGGUACAAGAAGUGGGGUGCUGUGACAUUCCCCAUCAAGGCGUUUGACUACCUGGAGUACUGCUCUGCCACCUACAGCCUGUCCUUCUAGCACAGGCUGUGUUCAGCAGAGUAUUCACAGGGUAUUUUCAGGGUGCUGCAUGAAAAGGGGAGGCUUCCUCGACCCUUGGACAGAAAGCCAUGGCUCACUCCUCUCUUCCUCACUGGUCUGAGCCCCAGCAGCCCAUCCCAAGCUGGAGCCCAUGGCUGCUGAAGGAGCUUUGCUGCACCCAUGUAGGAAGGAUGAGAUGCUGGGAUUGAAAACCACCCAAACCCUUCCUUGCUCCCCAUGCUGCUGCCUUCUCCCCCACAACCCUGCAAGGAGAACCAUCCCUUUCUGUGGGUCCAGGACACAGCCCAGUGCUUCUCCACUCUGAUUUAUGAACUUGAAGUGUCUCCAUUAAAACACACACGCUAGACUGAACGGGCAGGGUGGCUGCAUCACUCGUGGCAAGAGCUGGUUGGGUACAGGAGGCUUCGAGGGGGGACAGUGCCCCAGAGCCAGAACCCACUGUGCCCUGUGCCAGCAGAACAGGGGUCCCCAGGGGACAGUGAAGCCUGUGAGGCUGUCCCGGCCCUACCCCAGCCACAGACAGUGCCUGAGCGACCCGUCUCACCCACGCACCCAAGACCGAACCUUCCCGAGGCGCAGGACGAGCCGAAACCCCUCUGGGGCAGCCCAGGGGUCCCUGGGGGGCUCCGGGCGUCCCCUCCGUCUCACCUGGGAGCUCCCUAGGAAGUUUUGCAUCCGAGCUGCGGAGGAGCCGCGGGGCUUGCGGCAGGAGCCGGGACCGGGCUCGGGCACAGGACCGGGCCGGUUGUGGGACGGGGGAUUCGGUCCCGGGGAUGCUGCAGAAGGACAAGGACAUGUGCAGGGGACCAGAGGCUCCCACAGUGUCAGGCACACAGAGCCCGCUCUCAGGUGGACAUGGCCCCGGGGAAACCAAACUCCUGUGCAUCAGAAACUGGGGGCUCGGUCACCUUGGGCCUGGCAGCAGGGAGCAGCCAAGCUGCAGCGAUGGGAGCUGUGACCUUGCUCGGUGUCCUUCAGGGCUGGCAUCCUCCUGAGCCAGCAUCCUUCAGGACUGGCAUCCUUCAGAGCCCGUGGCCAAAUCCCCAGGCUGGAAAAAAAGUCUGUGCCUGGAAGCACCUUUGCUUAUCUCAGCUCCACUUAUGUUGCAGCCAUCACGACUCGCUGCCUCUCAUUUCAUUUGUCAUCAGUGCGUCAGAAAGCUCUGAUUCCCCUCUCAAGGCACCAGCUGGAAAACCUCUGGCUCCUCCACCUGGCAGCGCCUCAGAGCCUGGGAGCACAUCAGACCCGGAGAUGGCUUUGCUGGGACAGCUGGAGUUCCCCUCUCUGUACUAGAGGAAAUUCCUGCAGAAAAGUCCUUGUGGUGGAGGAAUUCGAUCCCAAAAAGCAGAAGCCCUCUCCCCGUGUUGUUUCUGCAUGGGAGCCUGCGAAGCGUGCGGGGGCGUCCCCGUCCCCUGCAGCCCCGCGCGUCCCCCGAGUCCCGGCGGAGUUAAUCCUGCCUGUUCGCAUGUCAGGAUGCUGCUGGAUUAAACAAGGGGAUUAGCAUCAAACAAUUUCCCUCGCGCCCCGACCGGGAGGCAGGAAACAUAAUCAGUGUAGGUUUAUUCUGCUUAGGUUCAAACAACUCCCUGGCGUGUGCUGUGCGAUGCCAGCCGAGGCAGUGGCACAGCGGGGCACGUCCCCAGGGCACCGGGCUGGGGGUGGCAAAACCAGGGGUUGCCCAUCCCAGGGGAAUCAGGGAGGUGCCCCUGCUGCUUGGCACUCAGGUACCCACUGUGCCUGGUGUGGAUCCCACCAGCCCAGCCAGGAGGUUCCAGUGCAAAGGAGCCAUCCCUGCUUGGGAAAGGUUGCAGCCCUUCACUGGGUGUCCCCAGGAGGGUACAAAAGCCAGGACUGGGGAGACUCCAGCCCCCCACAGUCACCGAGCCCCCUGGCACUGUCCUUGUGGCUGCUCCUGCCAGCUGGGCUCAGCUGUGGAUGGCAGAGGAUGGAGCAGCCUCGCAGAUGUAAAGGCAAAUCUGUUUCCCAACAGCUCCUGGGUUCCCGAGCCAGGGAAUGGUGAUGCUGCUCUGAUCUGAUGGCAGCAGUGCUGCAGGCUGCCAGCUUUCACCCCAAGCUUCGUGCCCUCCUGUGAUCCCAGGGCUCCCUGUUAGCACUGGGGCACAACCCUGUGCUUCAGCCACUUAGAAAAAGUAAACAAACCCCCUGAUCCCAGGGUUUUGAUGGAACAAGCUCGUGCAGCGCUGGCUGGAGCACAACAGCCCCAUGCCUGGCAAAGAGACUUGACUUCUCUUCGGACCAAAGCGCUGUGGGAGCAGCUGGACUCACAUCCCUGUGUCCUCACUGGCCCAGAUCUUUUGGUCCCUGGAGGUUUCUUGGCUGCUUUCCUCUGAGGAACAUUCCCAGGGCAGCCAAGUCCCUGGUCAGCUGAGAACAAGACCAUCACACAUGCCCACCUUGUUUUUCUAGGAAAGGGCUAAAAAUACCAUGCUAGGGCUGUGUGGAAAGGCCUGGGCAGAUCCUCAGCUCCUGGAGUCAAGUGAUUUACAGCCCAUAGCCCGUGUGUGAGCCCUGCAGGGGCAGGGACAGUCCCUGGGCCAGGGCACGUCCCUGUGGGGCAGAAAAGCAGGGGGGCUGCACUCCCCCCUUCCUCAGCGCUGCUUGGGGUGGCCACUCUCCUUCUUGCCAUUUUUAGGUGACUAUUUGGGCUGGGAAUUGGCAGGAUGUGGCAGGGAGGGGACGCAGCACAGUGGGGUAAAACCCAGGCACAGCUGGCAGGUGCUGGCACAGUCUGGGGCCUGCAGGGACCCCCUGGCACAAGCUGCAAUAUCUGAAAACUCCCAAACAGAAUUUCAUGCACUAAAUCUUAGGGCUGCAAUUCUGCUGAGGCUUGGCUUUAUAAUUGGAUCUGUCAGAAACCCGUCACACUUAAUGUGCAGCUGCCAGCGUGCGUGCAGCUCCUCAGCGACCGCGCCGGCUCUGCUGGGCAGCGGGAAAUCUGCUCCUGGGAUUUUCCAGCUUGAGGAAAGCUCUAGUUUGUACCUAAACCUCUAACCCUGGCAGGAGGGCAGCCCUAGUUUGAACUCGAGGUGCCCCAAUUUCCCUCUGUGCCAGGGAAGGCAGUGGGAUGGGGACGAUGCUGGCGAGGCCCAGCGUGGUUGUGUGUUCUUCACCUGAGUAAUCAAACCCGUUGUGCAGCAUUUG
This is a messenger RNA of Pyrgilauda ruficollis (rufous-necked snowfinch), 5379 nucleotides long. RefSeq names its product DExH-box helicase 58 (gene DHX58). The transcript has 16 exons. Gene Ontology annotation, molecular function: hydrolase activity; single-stranded RNA binding; DNA binding. Lineage: Eukaryota; Metazoa; Chordata; Aves; Passeriformes; Passeridae. Gene Ontology annotation, cellular component: cytoplasm. Gene Ontology annotation, biological process: positive regulation of interferon-beta production; response to virus; innate immune response. The coding region runs from base 172 to 2196 and encodes 674 amino acids. The record is from RefSeq and is a predicted model, not a curated record.